Molecule: messenger RNA, 2416 nt
Organism: Doryrhamphus excisus (bluestripe pipefish)
Lineage: Eukaryota; Metazoa; Chordata; Actinopteri; Syngnathiformes; Syngnathidae
Gene: znf16l
Product: zinc finger protein 16 like
Biological process (GO): regulation of gene expression
Cellular component (GO): nucleus
Source: RefSeq, a predicted model, not a curated record
CAUGCUAAACUUCACUAGCCACCCUGGAGCAUCAGCAUAACAUUAGCUUGCUAGCUUAAAAACUCUGCUGUCAACAGAGAAUCGUCGUGUUAAAUCAUCUAUGAGUCGCAAAAGAAAUCACAGUUUCUCUGACACUAACCUGUCCCCUGGACUCCAGGGUGCUUUCAUGGAGCCUCCCGGGUCGAACGACGGCGAUUUCCUGAUGCUGGAGCCCGACGAAGAGCUGCUGUGCUCGGUAAACGACAUCAGCGAGCACCUGGGCAGGAAUAUCAGCGUGGUGUUAGAAACGGCGAUCUCCGAGAUCCGCCAAAUGGUCAGCAUUAGGAUACGGGUACUGAAAAUGGAGCUGAGGGAAAAAACAGAGGAGAUCGCGGUGUUAAAGGCGAGGCUGAGCAGCGUGCAGAGGGACACCAAGGAGCUCGGAGGAGCGAGCGUGGAGGCGGAGGCAGCUGCCUGUAAGAGGUCCGAGCCGACCUCCAAGCUGCUCAACGCGGACCCCAAGAGAGCUAAGUCUAUCCUUCCGGGGGUGAAGAAAGAGAACAUCGACGCGAUUUGUCACUACCUGAUGAAGGACAAGAACUCCAGAGGGGGAGCGGAGAUGGACGGGGAGCAGAGCGGCCAAGAAAACGACGACAGAGACGCUCGUCCGGAGGACGACCAGCAUCCCCUCAAUCUGUGGCCGGACAGCGGGGUGGCAGCCUCCGGGCCUGGGCACGCAGACUCCAGUGCGGAUGACAUCUUCAACAUGCUCCCCACUAGCAGCAAACGCAUUUAUGACUACGAGUGGAUGGCUCCCGUGGAGUACUCAGCAGACCUGAAAGUGAUGAAGCAGCCCGAGUGUGAGGACGCUCCAGCUGCCAGAACCGAGGUAGAUGAGGACGAGAAAGGCUCAUCAAGACUUGAACAGACGCCGGCCCGCUUUUCACACAUUCAGACGGCUGAUUUCUCCAUGGUGCCGCACACUUCUCCCGGGGAGGGCGACAGUCCCCUGCAGGGCAACACGGGCAGACCUCAAACAGGUCAGCAGUUUCCCAACCACACCUUCAUUUGCUCUUUGUGCGGAACCUUCUGUCCUGAUUCGGCGUUCCUGGAGGAGCAUAUUAAACUGAUUCACUCGGACACAGAAGGUGUGCAAGCUCUCCAGGCCCUGCAGAGCAUCGUUGCUGCUCCUACCGUUGCAGGGGACAGCAGCACGGUGGGCACGGGACACAAUGAGCUCGGACAGGAUGGAGGAGAAGAUGCGUCUGCCGCCAACAAGGAGGUGAAAAUGAAGGGCAGAUACGAGUGUGGGGACUGCGGCCGCCAGUUCAACUACCUGGGCAACCUGCGGCAGCACCAGCGCAUCCACACAGGAGAGAAACCCUUCGCGUGUCCUGACUGCGGGGAGAGGUUCCGCCACGCUGCUCGCUUGAAGAGCCACAGGCUGGUGCACAGCGGUGACCAGAGCCCCUUCCCUUGCCCCCAAUGUGGAAAAGGCUUCUCGGUCCUCUCUGGACUCAAGAGACAUCAACGCGUCCACACCGGCGAGAGCCCAUACGCCUGCCCGCAGUGUGGUCGCCGAUUUAAAGAGCUGGGCAACCUGUACACCCACCAGAGGAUACACAGCGGAGCCACCCCGUACUGCUGCCAGCAGUGUGGGCGCAGCUUUCGACACCUGGGCACCUAUAAGAGCCACCGAUGUACGCCUGCAGAGUGACUCCUGCCUUACAGAUGUGAUGUCCAAGUACUGACAUGAUAAAAUACUCAUAAAUAGGCCAUGAGUUAAUAUGAGUAAACAUUUAACAAGAGAAUUGACUGACUUACCAGGAUCGUCUGGAGGCAUUGAUGAGGCCACCAAAGGUUCUGGUUCUUCAGUAGUUCUGCAUAGCGGUGCCUCCUCUUUUUGUCAGCUGUAGGACAUAAAUAACAAAUAUAAAAAUUGAUUCAAAUCAAACACAUGCAAACAUGAGAAAUGAUGAACAAAACCUUUGGCGCCCUCGUGUGGACGAUACGAGUAAUGCAGCCACGUUGGCCUUCACGCUUUGUGCUCCAGUAUACACUACCAGUUACAACAGAGUGUGGAUGCUUAUUUGUGGCCUUGGGUUGGACGCUGCCGCUCGUUCGAAAAGACAGCUGGGAUAGGCUCAAGCACACCCGCAACCCUAGUGAGGACAAGCAGGCCAAGAAAAUGGACGGACGGACAAGCAGUCAAAACAUUUGGACACACUUGCUCAUUCAACAGCAUGAGCAAGCGUGUCCUGGUUUUGACUGGUAAUGUAUGUUAACAGCAGACGUGUAAUCAAGUCCUGUUUAACUUUUAACCCAAUUUAGUGGCCAUUUUAUAUAUUGUAUAAACUCUUAAUAUAUUUUUAAAGGUGCCAAAUAAAAACCCAAAUAAUGUCUGAUGUAAUAGAUCAUUAAAAAACAAUGGAAGCAA